Molecule: messenger RNA, 897 nt
Organism: Aethina tumida (small hive beetle)
Lineage: Eukaryota; Metazoa; Arthropoda; Insecta; Coleoptera; Nitidulidae
Product: general transcription factor IIF subunit 2-like
Exons: 2
Coding region: 121-897 (258 amino acids)
Biological process (GO): transcription by RNA polymerase II; transcription initiation at RNA polymerase II promoter
Cellular component (GO): transcription factor TFIIF complex
Source: RefSeq, a predicted model, not a curated record
GUUAGGUCAUUAAUAAAUCCUUUUAACAAUGUGGGAGGAUUAGUGUAUCAAUAUAAGUAAAUCUUCACCUGCCUCUAAACCAAUCAGCAAGCAACCAUCAUCACAUCAAACUACAUUAAAAUGUCUAAAGGAGUACACAAGGAUCAUGUUCUGGACUUGGCCAAUGGAAAACGAGGCGUCUGGCUGGUCAAAGUACCAAAGUACGUGGCCAGCAGAUGGGAAAAGGCACCAGGCAACAUAGAAGUAGGAAAACUAAGAAUCGUAAAGCCCCAAGGUCAAAAAGCACAAGUAUCAUUAACCCUCUCCGACAACAUAAUGAAGAUGAACGAAGCUGGAGAGGAGAGCAUCCCCAGAGAUCACACCCUGAAUGUCUCCACAGUCACCCAACAAACCUUGGGGGUGUUCUCACACUCAACAGCUAGCUCGGACCUUCCACAAUCUUCAACUGAGAAGUUGUACAUGGAAGGUAAGAUAGUACAGAAACUGGAGUGCAGACCACACGCCGACAACACUUACAUGGCGUUGAAGAAGCAGUGCAUUAAAGAAGCUUCAAUACCAACAAGGCAAGUGGUGCAGCUGGACCGCAUUGUCCAGACCUACAAACCAGUGUCUAACCACAAGAACAACAUCGAGUACAUGGAGAGGAAGAAGGCCGAGGGCAAGAAGUCACGUGAGGAUAAGGAUGCUGUCAUGGAACGGUUGUUUGCUGCAUUCGAAAAGCAUCAGUACUACAACAUUAAGGAUCUGGUCAAGCUUACCAACCAACCGGUUACGUAUCUGAAGCAGAUUCUUAAGGAGGUCUGCAACUACAACAUGACCAAUCCGCACAAGAACAUGUGGGAGUUGAAGCCUGAGUUUAGGCAUUAUAAAAAGGAAGAGGAAGAGGAUGAUGAAUAG